AUGCCAGCAAUCGUUGCUUACGCCAAACUCUUGUUGACCCCUCUCCGCGGAUUAUAUGCGCUUCGCUAUGGCCAACAAAAAUGGCCUCUCGCAAGUGUAUUGAUAUCCAACUUUCCACGAUAUGACAUAGUCACUGACCGAAAUAACCGCAAGACGACUAAACUUCAAGUCGAUGUCCUCGCCAAGCAAGAAUCCGGAAUGGGGUUUCUGGGGAGGGUCUGUGGAUUCCAAAUUAAAGGCGAGAAGCCUAAUAAAACACUUUUUAAUAGCACCUUAUAA
Messenger RNA from Sclerotinia sclerotiorum 1980 UF-70, 279 nucleotides. RefSeq lists its product with no specific name. The record is from RefSeq and is a predicted model, not a curated record. The transcript has a single exon. The coding region runs from base 1 to 279 and encodes 92 amino acids. Lineage: Eukaryota; Fungi; Ascomycota; Leotiomycetes; Helotiales; Sclerotiniaceae.